ACCUUUUAGAUGGAUUUCUUCCAGAAAUGGCUAGAGUGAAAUUUGAAUAUGAACCUCAACAUAAUGACGAACUUCGGCUUGGAGAGAUUGGACAGCUCAUCACUAUUAUCCGAAAGGAUUGCGGGGAUGCCGGAUGGUUUGAAGGAGAAAUCAAUGGACGCCGUGGCUUGUUCCCAGACAACUUCGUUGAACUUGUUCAGGAUCUUGUUGUUGGACAACCUGGCCAAGUCGCUUCAAAACUUACAAAGUCUGUGGUAGUUACCUCUGGCACUGAAUCUGUUGCAACAGCGAGACCUGUUAGCAGCAUCGAAACGGAGGAAGCAUCUGAUGAUGUCGCUAGG
Strongylus vulgaris is the source of this 341-nucleotide messenger RNA. The record is from the annotation of a GenBank genome assembly. NCBI's taxonomy places the organism in Eukaryota, Metazoa, Nematoda, Chromadorea, Rhabditida, Strongylidae.